This is a messenger RNA of Musa acuminata AAA Group (dessert banana), 677 nucleotides long. Its product is annotated as NADH dehydrogenase [ubiquinone] 1 alpha subcomplex subunit 8-B-like. Gene Ontology annotation, biological process: mitochondrial electron transport, NADH to ubiquinone. The transcript is spliced from 3 exons. The record is from RefSeq and is a predicted model, not a curated record. NCBI's taxonomy places the organism in Eukaryota, Viridiplantae, Streptophyta, Magnoliopsida, Zingiberales, Musaceae. The coding region runs from base 181 to 504 and encodes 107 amino acids.
GCUCAGACACGGCCUGAUAGCCCAAUUAAAGGCCACAAUUCCAAUGGUCUUCCUUCUUUCCUCGACUCUGCCACCGGGUCAGGAGCAGCAUCGGCUAGCCCACCCCACACCCAGUCCUCCACUUUGCGAUCAAGAAGGCGGCAAAGCUACGGAAAAAAGGGCGAACAGGGCGGGGUCGACAUGUCGGGCACCAUCGACGCGGCGGGGGAGCCGAUCCCGACUUCGGCGGUCCUCAUGGCGGCUGCCAAGCACAUCGCGGCGCGGUGCCGAGCCGAGAACGUGGCCUUCAUCAAGUGCAAGAAGAAGGACCCUAACCCCGAGAAAUGCCUCGAUAAGGGCCGCCAGGUCACGAGCUGCGUCCUAAACCUGCUGAAGGAGCUCCACCAGAAGUGCCCGAACGAGAUGGAUGCAUAUGCAGGCUGCAUGUAUUACUACACUAAUGAGUUUGACUUGUGCCGCAAAGAGCAGGAAGCAUUUGAGAAGGCAUGCCCAGUAUCAGAAUAGUCCUGGGACAUUGCUUCCCAUCCUCGUCUUCAAAUAAUUCAUGACAAACCCAACCUAUGAAUUCCUCUGUUGCUUUUUGCCACCGAAGAAACUAUAUGUGAGCUCAAAUUGCAUUUUCGUUAGUGUCUGCAUCAGUAGACUUUAUUCGUGAAAUUGCAUUUCUUUUGAACUAA